UCACUAAAAGAAACGGUAUAAGCCUUUAAAAAACCUUGUUUUCCACCUUCCAUGAACGCAAGUAAACUCGUAAAUCCGCAAUGGCGAGACUCUAGGUGAAAGUACGAAAGAGCGCAACAUUCGCAAGCAUUGAACAACGCGCAGAGCCUUUCGAAUCGCUACCACAUUGUUCCGGUGUUAAAUCUAGUCUAGGCGAACUCAUGCAGACGAUCAGUCGGUGCCGCCGUCACUAGUGUGCUUCUAUCCUUCAAAAAACGAGGAUUUAUCGCUUUGCAGUCGGUGCAAGCAAGUUUUACAUCGACGAGCGCUAGUCAAGGAAGGAAACGAGAAUGGAUCACUCACAGCACCAUGCAAUGAACCAUGACAUGAUGGACCACUCUCAGCACAUGGACCACUCAAAAAUGGACCAUUCUGGACACGGAGGACACGAAGGGCAUGAUAUGGGUGACAUGCAGCAUACAAUGUCUAUGUGGUUCCACUUUGGGUACGAGGAAACUGUUCUAUUUGACACAUGGAAGAUUAGUACGAUUGGUGGAUUGAUUGGAUCCAUGGUAGGCAUAUUUUUCAUGGCUGCUCUCUACGAGGGACUUAAAUAUUACAGAGAAUUUCUCUUUUGGAAAACUUAUAACGCUCUGCAAUACCGCGCUGUUUCCCUCCCAGCGGAUAAACGCGUCGUCGCUGAAGAUAAUCAAGUUGUACAGCCGACGAUGUGGAGCACAAUGCACGUCUUCCAAACACUUCUACAUAUGAUCCAAAUGGUUGUUUCCUACUUUUUGAUGCUCAUCUUUAUGACCUACAAUGUUUGGUUAUGUAUCGCCGUUGUCCUGGGCGCUGCAGUCGGCUACUUCCUCUUCGGCUGGAAAAAAUCCGUGAUUGUUGAUGUGACUGAGCAUUGCCAUUGAAAACUUUCGAUGGAUUUCAUCGUAUACUCUGCAAUUGACGCAUUUCAACAACAGCUAUACCAUUAAAUACAUAAAAUACAUAAAUGAAAGAAAACUAAACGUUUUUCUACGUAAUCAUUUAGUUUUCUUUGUGAAAACCAUAGAAAUAGUAAAGAUUAGUAUUGUCUUAAUUGUUGGCUAGGAUUUUAUACAUAUUUUUAUUGUAUUUGAACACUCAGCACGCCUCAAUAUCGAUAUUAAUUGAGAUUAUACAUUAUUCAAUUUACAAUUUACAAUUUAAGUUACCAAAAUUGUUUUUUUGUCUUUUGUUUAUAAAUAUUGAUUGUGAUGAUAUGAAUUAUGCGUACGUUCUUAUUGAGUGCUCAAAUUCUUUGUUUAUUAUUAAAACUAAUAGAAAAUGAUGUGUAAAUGAUGAAACCAGCUUAAAUUGUGCUUGUAUCAUGUUGAUCAUGAAGAAUGGCGGCAGGAGUCAACGCCAGUGAAUGACUACUCAUAGAAACGUUGAUAAUAAAUUUAUUUUUUGAAUAUA
Messenger RNA from Dalotia coriaria, 1431 nucleotides. RefSeq names its product high affinity copper uptake protein 1-like. Gene Ontology annotation, biological process: copper ion transmembrane transport. The record is from RefSeq and is a predicted model, not a curated record. Bases 330 to 902 code for a protein of 190 amino acids. The transcript has 5 exons. Lineage: Eukaryota; Metazoa; Arthropoda; Insecta; Coleoptera; Staphylinidae. Gene Ontology annotation, cellular component: plasma membrane. Gene Ontology annotation, molecular function: copper ion transmembrane transporter activity.